Acomys russatus (golden spiny mouse) is the source of this 5674-nucleotide messenger RNA. It is a transcript of the gene Cfap65, whose product is annotated as cilia and flagella associated protein 65. Bases 89 to 5674 code for a protein of 1861 amino acids. The transcript has 32 exons. The record is from RefSeq and is a predicted model, not a curated record. Lineage: Eukaryota; Metazoa; Chordata; Mammalia; Rodentia; Muridae.
CCUCUGCUCCUCUCCCAGCUCAGAUUCACGUGUGCAUCUGGUAGGAAUUUCUGGCUAGAUAAUCACCCAAGCAAGCCCAGGCCACACUAUGAGGGCCAGGGACAGUGGAAACUAUGCCGUGAAUACCAUGAAUGAUGGAUCAUGCCCGAGUGCCAGCACACCGGCAAGUAGCAGCAUCACUACCCGGCCUGUAGAUCCCCUGAACAGGAAGAUUUGCAUCACGAGGAAGCAGAAUGACAUGAAGAAGAGGGUGAUCUCAGGCAUCGAGUUCACUGAGGAGUUGCAGUGGAAAGUCUGGGAUCUGGGGAAGGAGACCACAAAGAACUUGGUUCUGAAAAAUCUCUCCUUGAAAACCCAGAAGAUAAAGUACAGGCCUCCCAAGACCAAGUUCUUCUUCACUAUCACCCCACAGCCCAUCUUCCUGAGCCCAGGCAUAAUGUUCACACUCCCCAUCACAUUCCGACCUCUAGAAGAGAAGGAAUACACCGACAAGCUGUGUUUUGAGAAUGAAGAGAAGGUGUUCGAUGUGCCCUUGAAGGCCACUGUGCCUUGCCACAAGCUAGUCUGCUGCCCAUCAUCCUUGCAAAUGCCUAUGUGUGCCAUUGGGGAUACAGUGGAGACUUGGUUCUGUCUGAACAAUGUUGGGGACCUGCCCACCUUCUUCACCUGGGAAGUCUCAAACCCAUUCCAGAUACUUCCCACUACGGGGUUUCUGGAGCCAGGCGUGGGUUGUAAGAUCAAAGUGACCUUUGAGACCCUCAUACCCCACGUCAUUCAUGAAGUCGAGGCACUGUGCUGGUAUGGGAAGGGCAGCAGGCAGAAGAAGAGCAUCCAGAUACUGGCUAUAGCUAUAAGUGCAGAGCUGCAGGUCAGCAUAAAGCACAAGCAGCCAGAAGAUCAGGAUCCGAAGAACUUCCAGAAGGUGUUACACUUCGGCUCUGUCUCCGUGGGCUGCACCGCAGAGCGGCAAAUCAGGCUGUAUAACCCAUCUGUGGUUAACAUCCCCUUUAAGAUUGAAUUGUCCGGACACAUGCUGAGCAAAGACCAUGCCUUCUCAUGCUCUGUGAGCCAAGGUACCGUGUCCCCAGGAGAGAAGAAAUGUCUGUCAGUGUUCUUCCACCCCAAGACCUUGGAUAGCAGAGUCAUAGACUACUUCUCCAUCGUGUCUUCUGGUUACGCCUCUCAAACUCUGCUCCAAGUCAUUGGCUUCUGUAGAGGUCCUGAGGUAGUCCUGCAGCACUCCUGCAUCGACUUCAGCUGGGUCAAGCUCGGGGAACACCCAGAACAGACUCUGUGGAUUGAGAACAAGUCAGACUGCAUGGCUCACUUCCAGUUUGAUAUUGACUGCCAGGAAAGUGUCUUCAGCAUCCAGCCUGCCUUUGGAACCCUGGCAGGCAAGGCCCGUAUGACCCUGCACUGUGCCUACCAGCCCACUCACCCUAUCAUCUGCUUCCGCAGGGUGGCUUGUCUCGUCCAUCACCAGGACCCCCUGUUUCUGGACCUGAUUGGGACCUGCCAUUCAGACAACACCAAGCCAGCCAUCCUGAGGCCUCAGCACCUUGCCUGGUACCGAACACACCUGGCUCGGGGCUUGACACUCUACCCUCCUGACAUCCUGGCUGCCAUGCUGGAGGAGAAAAAGCUAGAAAGGGACAAGGAUGGGGCCCUAAUGUUGCCUGUUGAGUCUCUCCCUCUGCAGAAUCUGGAGGACUUGCCAGCCCCAAAGUACCCCUAUGUCCCCUCCAUGGCGGAGUACUUUUGUGACGGCACUAGGGACCUGGCCAUCUUUCCCCCGCCUGUCAGUGUAGAGCCUAUUGAUGUGGACUUUGGUGCUUGUCCUGGGCCUGAGGCCCCCAACCCUCUUCCCUUGUGCCUGAGGAACCACACCAAGGGCAAGAUCACCGUGAUCUGGACUCGAAGAUCUGGCUGCCCUUUCUGGGUGACCCCAGACACUAGUGACGUGCCCCCACUCAAGUCCAUUGCCCUGCGCCUGCACUUCCAGCCACCCGCUCCCAAUUGCCUCUAUGCUGUGGAGCUAGAAGCCUUCGCUUCUUACAAGGUCCUUCAGAGAUACAGCAAUAUUGAAGAGGACUGCACAGUGGUCCCAUCCUGGUGUCUGAGGGUUCGGGCUCGAGGUCACAGCUAUCACCCUGCCUUAGAGCACCACAUCCCCCAAUAUUCCCUGGAUGCACCCAAGAUGUUCCCAGCGGUGUCCUCUGGAAAGCCCACCUACGGGAGCCUGCUUCUGGUCAACAAAGGCUCCAUGCUGUUGAUCUUCAGCCUGGCCCCCAACAGCAGCUCAGACAUCACCUUGAAGCCCUCCUGUGGCCUCGUCGCUCCUGGGGCCCACCAGGUCCUCCUUAUCAGCACGUACCCCAAGGGCACCUCAUGGAAGCAGCACAUUUUCUACCUACAAUUCAACUUUUACCCCCAGUAUCUCAAGGAACUGAGCAUUCAGAGCAGAGAGGAGCCAUUGCAGCUGAAGUUGGACACCUUCAAAAGCAUCUUCUUCAAGCCUACCUGUGUGGGAUGUUCCAGCACCAGCAACUUUACCUUUCAUAACCCCUCACGACUACCCCUGGAGUUCGAGUGGAGAGUCUCCCAACAGCACCAAAAGAUGCUGACUGUCUACCCCUCCAAGGGGGGCAUCAUCCAUCCUAAUGAGAACAUUACAGUGACGUGGAUCUUCAGCCCUUUGGAGGAGACCAAAUACCUGUUCCGAGUAGGGAUGUGGGUCUGGGAAGCCAGAAAGGAGCCACAAAAGACCAAGCCCAAAGCUACCAUACACUACAGGAUCCGCCUAGUGGGCAUGGGAGUUUCUGGAUGCCUCUAUGCCAAGCCAAAGGAGAUGGACUUUGGGAACAUACUGGUGAACAGCCAGGAAGUCAAGUCUUUGGAACUCCUGAAUGACGGCAACUGCACCCUCUAUUACCGACUAGUCCUGGAGCGGCACAGGCCCAUGGGCCUCAACAAUGACCCCUGUGAAGCUCUAGAACUCAGCUGCUCAGAGGGGACCAUGCCGCCUCAUUCCCAGGAUACCAUCUAUCUGACUGCCUGUCCUAAAAUCCAUGCCGAGCAUUCCUGGACCAUUAGCUACUGUCUCCUAUCCAACAAAGGGGAGCUGAACGCUCAGCUCUCCCCCACACCCAUGCUCCCAGAGAGCAGGGCUGGAGAGCCGCAGGAACUGUGCCGUAUCUCCCUGGUGGCUGUGUACCCUUUACUCUCCAUCCUGGAUGCCUGCUCCAUGGGCAGUGCGGAAGGCAUCACCCGCAAGCACCUGUGGCACCUCUUCUCCCUGGACACCCUCAACAGUUACUUGGCACGUGACCCAACCCUCAGAGAGCUCACCUACAAGGUGCCCACCCGGCACAGCAUGAGCCAUACACCUCCUGUCUUCACUCCUCUGAAGCUGGACUUCAAUUUUGGAGCAGCGCCGCUCAAUGCCCCACCCUCAGUGGUGGUACUCAUCCUGAGGAACAGUGGACUGGUGCCCUUGGACUGGGCCUUCCUCUUUCCAAGCGACCAGCAGCUGGACCUGGAUGUGUGGAUAGAGCAAGCCGAACUUAGCAGUACCGAGCUCCACCAAAUGCGUGCAGAGGAAAACUGCCUCUUCACCAUCAACCCAAAGACUGGAAGCCUGAGCCCUGGCCAGGAGCAGAUGGUGGAGCUCAAAUACAGCCACCUGUUUAUCGGCACUGAUCACCUCUCCGUGAUCUUCAAGGUGUCCCAUGGUCGGGAGAUCCUGCUACAUUUCAUAGGUGUGACGGUAAGGCCAGAGCAGAAGUACGUUCACUUCACGUCCACCACUCACCAGUUCAUUCCUGUUCCCAUCGGUGACACGCUGCCCCCACGCCAGAUUUAUGAGCUAUAUAAUGGCGGCUCAGUACCUGUGACAUACGAUGUCCAAACCAGUGUUCUGACACAGGUUCAAGAAAAAAAUUUCGAUCACCCUAUUUUUUGCUGCCUAAACCCCAAAGGGGAGAUCCAGCCAGCAACUACUGCUCGGAUCCUGUGGAUCUUCUCACCCAUCGAGGCCAAGACCUACACAGUGGAUGUACCCAUACACAUCCUUGGAUGGAAGUCAGCUGUCAUCCGAUUCCAAGGAGUGGGAUACGACCCCCAUGUCAUGGGUGACACUGCUCCUUUCCACAACAUCUCCUCGUGGGAUAGUAGCUCCGUAUACUCUAGGCUGAUGGUUCCUGGGCAGAGUGUCUUCCUGUCCCAGUCUCACAUCUCCUUGGGGAACAUCCCUGUGCAAAGCAAGUGUAGCCGCUUGCUGUUUCUCAACAACGUCACCAAGAAUGAGACAGUUGUCUUCACCUGGCAGCCAAGGGCCUUAGACUUUGGAGAGGUAUCUGUGAGUCCCACGGAAGGAGAGGUGGCCCCCGAAGAGGCAGCCCCGAUCUUAGUGACCCUGAAGGCCUCGGUUCAUGCCAGCUUCUACAGUGUGGACCUGAUAUGCAAGGUGUACCGGCAAGAACUCAUGAGGCAGUAUCACAAGGAACUGCAGGAGUGGAAUGAAGAGAAGGCACGGCAGGAGGUGGAGUUCACCAUCACAGAUAGGAAAGUCAAGAAGACAGCAUAUUAUAAAGCCCAUGAACCUCCAAAGAAAUACAAGACGCUGCCUCCCAUCACAAACCAACCAUCUCCCAGCUGGCCUGCCAGCUGGAACCUGAAAGUGUCAAAAGAGAAGACAACGUGGCCGUGUCCUCAACCACCUGUGCCAGGCCUGCUCUGUCUAGGCCUCACUGCGAGGGCCCAUGCUACUGACUACUACCUGAGCAACUUCUUCUCUGAGUUUCCCUGCUACUUCUUAUACCGGGAGCUGCCAAAGAAGAAACCUUCCAGGGAAGAGCCAAAACCUUUUGAGGACGAACCCCCUGACAAAGGGUACCCUGUCUCAGGGCAGAAGAAGCAGAUUGUGGUUGACUGCCUCGCCACCAUCAUCAGAGGCCUGUUGGAAGACAAGAAUUUCCAUGAAGCUGUGGACCAAAGCUUGGUUGAGCAGGUGCCUUACUUCUGCCAGUUCUGGAAUGAGCAGUCAGCCAAAUUUCUGGCCCACAAGAGCAGCUUGUACUUAAUGCCAAUCCUGUCCCUGCCCUCGAGCAGCUAUGAGGAUGACAAAGGCAAAGAGCAGGGGGAGAAUGUCUUUGAGAAGUCAGGAGAGGAAGAGGAUGAGGACGAAGAAAAGGAGGAAGAAGAGGAGGGGGCAAAUGAGGAGGAGGAAGAGGAGAAGGAGGAAGAGGAGGAGGAGUUGAGCAAGAAGGAAACGGAAGAGGACAUAGAGAAGGGUAUAAAAUUGACCUGGUCGGAGAUUAAGGCCACCACACAGCCAUCUGGGUCCCAGCAGUCCCUUCAGUGGCAAUGGCAUCAGAAUCUGAAAGUCAUAAUGAAGGAGGAGCAAGAAAAUGAUGAGAAAGAAGGCAUUAGAAGGCUACCAGCUUUUGCCAACCUGCAAGAAGCAAUACUAGAGAACAUGAUCCAGAACAUACUGGUAGAGGCGAGCCGUGGAGAGGUGGUACUCACCUCGAGGCCCCGCAUCAUUGCCCUGCCACCCACCAGCCUGCACAGGACAGAUACCCAGCAACAAAGGGAAGUGCUCAGCUCUGGGAUGCAGCACUCUACUGAUGGUUUGCUGGUGACAGCAUCCAGCCCCUCUCACCUGCCUGCCUAA